Messenger RNA from Helianthus annuus (common sunflower), 1490 nucleotides. Its product is annotated as serine/threonine-protein kinase 16. The transcript is spliced from 6 exons. The record is from RefSeq and is a predicted model, not a curated record. The coding region runs from base 295 to 1323 and encodes 342 amino acids. Gene Ontology annotation, molecular function: ATP binding; protein serine/threonine kinase activity. Gene Ontology annotation, biological process: protein phosphorylation. Lineage: Eukaryota; Viridiplantae; Streptophyta; Magnoliopsida; Asterales; Asteraceae. Gene Ontology annotation, cellular component: cytoplasm.
AUACAUAACACUACUGAGCGAAAAGUUCGAAGGGUCGGACCUCCCCUGCUCGGCCCGUUCAUAGCUUCGCCCUUGUGAAAGUUAGAACACUAAAAAAAGUGAAUCAAGUACAAAACAAUUAACAAAAUUUUCAGUUGUUCAGCCUUCUCGAUCCAAUUCGUGUCACGAGUCACGACCACCUAAUCCCCAAUUUUCAACACCACCUUCAGAUCUCAUCCAUCUGUUCUCAAUUUCACAACAGAUCAAGAAAGAGGGUUUUGUUCUAACAAAAGAGCAUUACCAUUAGGGGCAUAAAUGGGGUGUUCUUUUUCCGGACUCAACGCCCUCUACGACGCCGUUAACGGUGGCGCUGAUGUUUGGAUCAACGACAACCGGUUUAAGGUUGUUCGGCAGCUUGGUGAGGGUGGGUUUGCGUACGUGUUUCUUGUUAGAGAGGUUAUUACCGAUGCGUCUGGUCCGGGUGUAUCGGCGAAAUUCAAAGAUCCAUCUCAUAUUUCUGAGGAUGGAACUUAUGCUAUGAAGAAAGUUUUGAUUCAGAAUAGUGAUCAAUUGGAAAUGGUGAAGGAAGAGAUCCGUGUAUCUGCGCUCUUUAGCCAUCCGAAUCUGCUACCGUUGCUUGAUCAUGCCAUUAUUCCGGUGAAGGGGGCACCAGAACAAACAUGGACACAUGAAGCAUACUUGUUGUUUCCAGUGCAUUUGGAUGGGACAUUGUUGGACAACACACAAACAAUGAAAUCCAAAAAGGAAUUCUUUCCGACAUCCGAUGUUCUUCAAAUUUUCAGACAGCUUUGUGCAGGACUUAAGCAUUUGCAUACCCUUGAUCCGCCAUAUGCACAUAACGAUGUAAAACCGGGCAAUGUGCUUUUAACACAUCGUAAAGGACAGCCGCCUCUAGCAAUACUAAUGGAUUUUGGAAGCGCUCGCCCUGCUAGAAGACAAAUACGCUCUCGCUCAGAGGCACUGCAAUUACAGGAGUGGGCAUCUGAGCAUGUUUCAGCACCGUUCAGAGCUCCGGAAUUGUGGGAUUGCCCCAGCCAGACGGACAUUGAUGAGCGGACCGAUGUAUGGUCACUAGGUUGCACUUUGUUUGGCAUAAUGUACGGGGCAUCUCCGUUUGAGUACGCGCUAGGGGAAUCAGGGGGAAGCUUACAGCUGGCUGUUAUGAACGGACAGAUAAAGUGGCCUGCAGGUCCAAAACCGCCAUACCCAGAAGCCCUACAUCAGUUUGUAUCGUGGAUGCUUCAGCCUCAAGCCACUGUUCGACCGCGUAUUGAUGACAUCAUCAUUCAUGUUGACAAGCUGAUCUCAAAGUUCUCUCUUUAAGUUUUACCGGGUUAGUAGAUGACAGUUUAUAUGAACUUGUCUAGUUGGUAUUGCGGUUAUCAUACAUAUGCCAUUGCUAUGUUUUUAUCUAGUUUGUAACUGUUACGGACAUAAAUAAUAUGAGGUGUUUCUUCUUUAAUAAUAUUGAUGCUUGUGAUUGUUAUAGA